AUGCUGCUCUGGGGUCUGCUGCUCUGCUUGUCCACUCUGCACGAUAGCCCAGGGAGGAAGCUAUUUGGUAUCCAUCUCUGGCCUCUUCCCUUUCCCCCAGCUCUGACUCAGUUAAUUUCCUUCCAGGUUCCUUUGGCACAUGCCCUUGAGCUGGAGACUCCCCCCUCUGACAACACUGCCCAGCAGGAGAGCCCUGUGGGCCCUGCAGCGGAAAAUGCCACCAGCAUAGAGAAUCCGGAGUGGGAUCCCUCAGCACAACUGACCAGUCAGCACUCUGAAGAGGCUGGAGCCUUAGAAGGAGAUCCACAGUUAGUUCCCACCACCACUCUUCUGCCAGUAGUGGAUCCAACCCUGCCAAAUGCUGCAAAGUUGGAUUCCACCUCUGACACCUGGGAAGACAUCCAUGGGCCUACACAGCCACUCCCUACCACGACCAGCACCACAAGCCCCGGGGCUGGCCUCACAAACUCAGAGGGCCAUCUUGUCACCGGGACAGUAGAAGAGCACAAGCAGGUGCUGGAGGGGCAAGAAGUUGAUUCCUCUGAAGAGGAGGGAGAAGGUCAAGAGAGAGGCUGUGACAUGUCUCAGGCGCAGACACACAGGCUAGCAGAAGGUCUGAUGAAAUUCACCAUCGAUCUCCUGACAGAGGUCCAGAUGGAGACCAGCAGACCCAAUGUGAUCCUGUCUCCCCUCAGCAUCACCCUGGCAUUGUCCCAGCUGGCACUAGGAGCAGCAAACCAGACGGAGAAACGCCUGCUGGAGGCGCUGCACCUGGAAUCAGUGCCCUGUCUCCACCACCUGCUGAGCAGCAUUCGCAGGCAGCUCACAGGGUCCAUGCUCAGUGUAGCUUCACGCGUCUAUCUGCAGAAAGGGUUUGAGGUUAAAGAGAAAUUCUUGGAGAACUCGGAACGAUUCUAUGGGGCAAAGCCUGUGAUCCUGUCUGGGAACAAUGAAAAUGACCUCAUAUCCAUAAACAAGUGGAUAAAAGAGGCAACUGAAGGGCAGAUAUCCACUUUCCUGGAUCAGCUCCCUGCGAGCACUGUGAUGCUCCUACUCAAUGCUGUCCACUUCCAAGGAUUUUGGAGGCAUAAGUUUGAUCCCAGCCAGACUGGGCCAGAUGUAUUCCACCUUGACGACCAGUUCAUAGUUCCAGUUGAGAUGAUGAAAGCUCAGAAAUAUUCUCUGAGCUGGUUUACUCUGGAUCCCCUGGAGGUUCAGGUAGCCAGGUUUCCCUUUAAGGGCAACAUGAGUUUUGUGGCCAUUGUCCCAAACCAGUUUAAGUGGAACGUCUCCCAGGUGCUGGUGAACCUCAGCCACGACAAGUUGCACAGCCGCUUCCCCAAGGAGAAGCCCACCAUGGUAAAGAUGCCCAAACUUCAUGUAGAUUACCAGCUUGAACUCAACCAAGUCCUCAGCCAACUAGGCCUCGGGGAGUUGUUUUCCACCCCAGACCUGCAGAAAAUCACAGAUGAGCCUCUCUUUGUAUCCAGCAUCCAGCACCAGUCCACCCUGGAGCUUGCAGAAGAUGGCGUGGAGGCAUCAGCUGCCACUAGUGUCAUGAUGUCUCGUUCACUCUCCACUUUCAGCCUCAACCAACCCUUUCUCUUCAUCAUCUUUGAGGAGACAACAGGCAUCCCACUCUUUGUGGGCAGCAUCCAGAACCCCAACCCCAUCGCUGCCCAAAAGAAAAAAGAGCCACAGGACUCACCUACCCUGAAAAAUGCCAUCAAAAAUAGUAUCCCCAAAUAAGGGAGGAGCAGUGCCUAGGAGUCCUGGGACUGCUGCCUGUGAGACCUCUGUAGCAGGGUCUCUCUCUCCUGGAUGGGCUUCCAUCAGAAGCCCUUCUUCCCCAUCCCAGUGGGUCCCCUCUGGCAGGGCUCUCUCUAGAGCCCUCAGCACCACUCUUGAGCAGCAGUGCUGGUACCAAAUUGUCUUGAAUACUCAUUAGCUUCUGACAAUGUCUCUAUGCAAUUGGACAAAGACAAGAGGUGUAAAAGCUGCUCUUCCCUCUGAGCCCCUUAUGCACAUUCCUUGGUCAGGACAUUCAUCAAACAGCAGGACUUGCUUGUCACUAGAUAUGCAAAUAGCAGCGAAAUCAAAUUGAUUAGCAGCCAGUCACCUUCCUGGGAUGUGAGUCUCAGCUACUAUUUCUGAUAAAGGUUCUGCCUAGAACAUUCCUGCCCCUGUCCACCGGGUAUUGGGAUUUGCUGGGUGUGUGUGCAAGGGGGGGGGGGCUCAUUUCUAUCCUGAGCACCAGCCCUUCACCUGGGAUGUUGGAGGCAUCUUUUGUAAAGUGUUUUUUAGUAAUUUUUAUGUUGGCAGAAUAAUAAAGAGUGAAACAGAUGAUGUUUGGCUGAGUUGUCACCUUGAGAGAUACCCGGCGGAGACUGGAAAGGGGCACAGAAGUGCAGCAAACAGGCGGAGUAACUGCAAAGACUUGGGGGGAAAAAGAGUUACUGGGGCUUGACUGAAGGAUGGAAGGUCCUAAAGGGUCUCAUGAGAAGUGAGCAGUCCUUUCUCCUUACUCCAACUCUCACCACCAGAAUGAGGCGCCACAGGAUGAGAUUAAUGGCUAGUAAAUAUGGAACCAUUAAAAGGACAUUGCCUAUUCCCCUUUGGAAAUCUCAGCUGAACAUACCAGAGAAUCCACUAAUGUGGGUGGAUACAAAGAGUGGGGAGAUCCAGUCUGAUGCCAUAGGGUCUGAGCUGAAUGCUGUAGGGGUCAGGAAGGAAACGUCCCCAUUAGCAGCGUAGCACAACUGGCUGGUUUUUGCCUUCCUCUGAGGGAGGAAUUGGUAUUGGGCACUGCCAGCUGGCAGGCUACUGGAUUCAAUGGACGAGUGGUGUAAUCUGGUCUGGCACAUCCUACAUGUGGCUUGUUAUUUUAUGUUGGGUGCUCCUGAGCCUGCAGAACAAUGCUACCGGAGUUUGACAUCUUCCAGGACACGACUGCAUCUCCUUGGGGGUCAGAGUCAUUUCCUUCUGUCAGUACAGGAAUGGUGUUCACCUGGAGCUUCACUUCUGAGAUGGGUACAGCUCACUGGAUCCCUGCUCUGAAAUAACUCAGCAUGUCUGACCCAAGCAGCAAAGACUGAUGGUUUGGGGGAAAAGUAACCCCCACCACAGCAACUUAAGCUGUGUUACGUUAGUCUUGCUAGUUUCGGUGUUUCUGUAGCAAUUAACAGUGAAUGUCUACAUGCUGACAAAGGGAAUUUAGAACCACUCUUUGUUGGCCAUCGCAGAUUCUGCUUCUCAUUGCUUCUAGGAAGCCCUUCUAGGGUAUGUCUACAGUGCAUCUGGGAGCAAUUCUCCCACCCUGGUCCACAGACCUGGGUUAGUAGGGCUCACAGUAGUGUGCUAAAGGUAGCUAUGUAGACAGGGUGGUUUGGGCUCU
Molecule: messenger RNA, 3394 nt
Organism: Chelonoidis abingdonii (Abingdon island giant tortoise)
Lineage: Eukaryota; Metazoa; Chordata; Testudines; Testudinidae
Gene: SERPINF2
Product: serpin family F member 2
Biological process (GO): negative regulation of fibrinolysis; negative regulation of endopeptidase activity
Molecular function (GO): serine-type endopeptidase inhibitor activity
Source: RefSeq, a predicted model, not a curated record